CUACACUUUUGCGAAUGUUUAACAAGUUCGCCAUUUUAGCAGAACUUAACUCAAAGGAGCGUGCAUCCAUGAGUCACUUUGGUUAUUUUGCGUAUUAGUUUUCGGAUUAUUGAUUGCUUCGUGCAUUCGAAUAAGAUGCGUGAACGGGUUUCGGUGAAUCUACCAAAUGAAACAGUGGAAAACUUCGAGUGCACCGUGUCAGAGCUUCAGAGUCUCAUGCAGUUACGUGGAGCUGAUGCCGUUGAAGUGCUUGCAAAGAAAUACAAUGGUGUUGCUGGACUUUGCAAAAGACUAAAAACGGUGCCAACAAACGGUAUAUCAACCAGGGAGAUCAAUCGAAGGAGACAAGUGUUUGGGACCAACGUUAUUCCGCCAACCCCGCCCAAAAGCUUUCUACAACUAAUGUGGGAAGCGCUACAAGAUGUGACGUUGAUUGUUCUUAUGGUCGCAGCUGGCGUGUCGUUACUGCUGGCACUUUACAGCAAAUAUUUUGGCGGUGAAAAUACUGAUGCUGAGGAUGAAGAAGGUGAGGUUAGUUGGAUCGAAGGCGUGGCUAUCCUGUGCGCCGUUGUUGUCGUUGUCCUGGUCACCGCAACUAACGACUGGCAGAAGGAACGACAAUUCCGAGGAUUGCAAGAAAAAAUCGAAUCAGACCACCGGAUGUCUGUGCUCAGAGAAGGAGAGAUAACAGAAAUUCUUGUUGGUGACAUAGUUGUCGGCGAUAUUUGCCUGGUGAAAUAUGGCGAUUUAUUACCUGCGGAUGGAGUGAUCAUCCAGAGCAAUGACUUGAAGGUGGAUGAAAGUUCUCUAACUGGGGAACCAGAUCACGUGAAAAAAGGGGAGACGAUCGAUCCUAUGCUUUUAUCCGGUACCCACGUCAUGGAGGGCUCUGGAAAAAUGGUCAUUACGGCUGUUGGGGUGAACUCGCAAGCUGGAAUCAUCUUCACUUUACUUGGAGCAGCCGAAGGUGACGGAGCUUCCGUUCCACCUCCACUCUCGGCAGACUUUCAAGAGGAAAGCGCAUGUGUGAAUUCUAACAAUGAUCCGAACGGCUUGGAAUUAGCUUCUGCCCAGCAUAACGUUGGACGCGAUACUCCUACUUAUAUGCUGAGCGACAUGGAGGACGCUGUCAAAAGAGGCGGGGGGCGUGUUGUCUUUCGUGGAGACGUAGAAAUGGACAAAUUGACAGCAACCGGUGACCAUACAGAGCGUUGCAACCGAUCGACAAUCGCAAUGGAGAACGGAGCCAGUGGUGGCGACACUAAAGAUUUAAAUGAGACCAGUCUCGAUGCGGCGACGAAGCCAAGGAAGCGCAAAAAGAAGUACUCAGUUUUACAAGCCAAGCUAACUCAUCUUGCCGGCUUGAUCGGUCAAUUAGGCACGGUGGUCGCCAGUCUUACUGUGAUCAUCUUGGUGGUGAAAUUUUCUGUGCAGACGUUCUACUUUGACAAAGAGCCUUGGGACACUGGGCGCCACUUGCAUCAGUUUGUACGAUUUGUGAUCAUCGGUGUCACAGUGUUGGUGGUCGCCGUUCCCGAAGGAUUACCACUAGCUGUGACCAUUUCGCUUGCUUAUUCAGUGAAGAAGAUGAUGCGGGACAAUAACCUUGUGAGACACUUGGAUGCGUGCGAAACCAUGGGCAACGCUACUGCCAUCUGCUCCGACAAAACAGGUACUCUGACCACAAAUCGCAUGACCGUGGUUCAGUGCUGUUUCGGUGGAAAAUUCAUUCAAAAAGAAGAUCAGCUUCCAAAAUUAAAGGAUUUGCAUCACCUCACAGGACGCCGGCUAACUCAUGCAGUAGCCAUUAACAGCAGUUACACCUCAAGAGUCACGGUUUCCCAUGAUGUAGUUGCGAGCUUAUGCGUAAAGAAACUGUCACCGGAGUUAUUCGUCAAAGAGGAUUUGAACACGGUUGUUGAGCUGUGA
Molecule: messenger RNA, 1929 nt
Organism: Dicrocoelium dendriticum
Lineage: Eukaryota; Metazoa; Platyhelminthes; Trematoda; Plagiorchiida; Dicrocoeliidae
Source: the annotation of a GenBank genome assembly